This is a messenger RNA of Babjeviella inositovora NRRL Y-12698, 1014 nucleotides long. RefSeq lists its product as uncharacterized. The annotation marks the transcript as partial. The transcript is spliced from 2 exons. Gene Ontology annotation, cellular component: mitochondrial inner membrane. Gene Ontology annotation, biological process: intracellular monoatomic cation homeostasis. Lineage: Eukaryota; Fungi; Ascomycota; Pichiomycetes; Serinales. The record is from RefSeq and is a predicted model, not a curated record.
AUAAACGCUCCCACCACAAUGCCUGGGCCCGUGAAGACCCGUGCGACGUUGUUUGCGGACGUGGCGGCGGAGUUUCCCGAGAAGCAGGGCGUCGCUUUGACAUUCAAGCAGUGGCUUCUGUUUGGGAAGAUGUUUAUAUUCUUCUACAAGAACGGGAUUGUCAACGUUUACAAGAACGGAAAAGCUGCGAGACAGAUCCUUAGCGGGUUGUACGUAUCGAAGAUCGACGAGCAGGGCAAGGACGUCAAAGUCCGUGUGCCUCGGAACGUGACAAAGUUGGACAAAGAAUUGAUGAACACAAUCUACUUGAAGAAUAUUGAGCACGACGUCAAGCUGAGGGCCGAGGGGCAAGCGUCAGAGGUGAUGUCUUCUGAACAAGUAUCUGUGUUGAACAUCUCUAGGUCCCAGUACCAGCUCUUACACAGAACCAGGAAGGACUACCCCAAAUUACCAGCCUUUGCCUUGGCUUUUAUCAUUUUCGAAGAAUUUUUGCCGCUUGUUUGCUACUUUGUGCCGGAGAUGAGUCCUACCACGUGUGUCUUGCCGAUGAUCUUUCCCCGGUUGAUGAAAUCGUCCAUCAAGGCUACUGAAAAGUUGGCAACUCUUCCAGAGGACAUUGAACGUGGGGUUGAGAGGAUCUCCCGCAACACCCCGUAUACCCUCCCGGUGGAGGAAUUGCACCUUCUUGUGAGGUCUUUGAACUUGGUGACCAAGUACUUGCCGCUUUCUGUCUUUCCCGAAACGUAUCUCCGUGAUAAGCUCUCCCAAUACCACACCUACAUCUCUAUCGAUAACCACUUGAUCCAGGCAAACGGUGGGAUCCACCAAUUAUCCACCGUGGAGUUGAUCAAGGCUUGCACCGACAGAACCUUGAUUGAUUUCUCAGCUCAGAGGUAUGCUGACCUUGUGAGCAUCACCGACAAGAACGAUCUCCAGUUACAAAUAUUGCGUGUCAAGUUGGCGGUCUUCAUGACAGACUUGCCCCAGAACCAGGUGGGCUACUUGGGAACCAAC